CCAAACCGUGCUGCUCUUUCUUAGCAUUAUCCGUUUCGUUGUGCUGCUGAAUGGCAACACCAGCUUUCACUUUCUACUCUACAAUGUCAGCUUCAGCUUCGUUUCUUGCUCCGUCCCCCUCUUUCGCUCCAUUCAGGGGUAGCAAAGAGGUUCCACGUAUGUUUUCAGUGUCUAACAAAAAGGAGAAUCGCACUUCAAAGCUUUACAUUAUACCCAUCACCACUGUUACUCGCUUUUGUGCCUCAACAGCUUCACUUGAGUCCUUGCACUUUGCUGACACUAAUGCUAAUCAAAAUCACAGGUAAGAAGCGGUUUUCUUCCAUCGAUAUAUAGCUACAAGUACCUUGACUCUGCAAGUUGUGUUCCGCAGAAUAAACGAAUUUGAGACUGAGUUGAACGAGUUCUUUGAUGAAGUGAAAACAAUGAUUAGAAUGGGAAAAAGAGAUGAUGCUCUUGACCUACUUAAUGCCGGCUCUAAAGGCAUUCAAGAAGCUGCAAUUCUGGAUGUCUUAGCGCGGGGUUAUGUGGCUGUUGGAGACCUAAAAACUGUUGCUUCUCUGUUGAAUGUGAUGAGAAAAGUGAUUGACAAUUUGAAGGAUGACACACAACAUCUAGAUUUGAUACUUACGCAUAUGGGAAGUAUGUAUUCAACAUUGAGCAAGUUUGGAAAAUCACUGGACACGCAUCAAAGGGCUUUCAACAUUAUGGAAAGGACCUAUGGUAAGGACAGCCCUUUUCUUGUCACACCCUAUUUGGCUAUGGCAAAGGUUCUUGGUUCAACUGGAAAAGCAACAAAAGCCAUAGAGAAAUACCAGUGUGCAAUAACUAUUUUGGAGUCUAAGUGAGGUGCUGAAAGUAAGGAUUUGGUUGUACCUUUACUUGGUCUUGGCAAUCUUUUACUGAAAGAAAGAAGAGUCAACGAUGCAGAAACUCAUUUUACUAGGGUUCUCGACAUAUACACAAAGUCAUAUGGACAAAAUGAUGGAAGAAUUGGAUUGGCCAUGAGUUCCCUUGCCCAAGUUAAGUGUGCUCAAGGGAAGUCAGAUGAAGCAAUCAAUUUGUAUGAACAUGCACUUCAUGUCAUGAAAGAUUCCAAUUACUUGUCGCCAGAUGACAGCAUCAUGGAAAAGAUGAGGGUAGAUGUUGCUGAGUUGCUUCAUGCUGUCGGGAGAGCACAAGAAGGCAGAGAAUUAUUAGAGGAAUGCUUGUUAAUCACAGAGAGGCACAAAGGAAAAGGUCACCCCGGCUUAGUGACACACAUGAUAAAUCUUGCAACUUCAUAUUCCCAAUCGAAGAAUUAUGCAGAGGCCGAGCACUUGUUGAGAAGAAGUUUGGAAAUAAUGAUAAAGCAGAAAGGAAGCGAUGACCAGUCCGUCAGCUUUCCAAUGUUGCAACUUGCAGUUACGCUUCACCAUUUGAAAUAAGAUGAAGAAGCUGAGAAACUGGCACUGGAUGCUUUGCGCAUCCGUGAGAAGGCAUUUGGAGAAGAUUCUCUUCCAGGUAUUCAAACUCAAGUUGGUAAAGAUGAGAGCGAGUUAGUUGUGCUACUUAGAAGGAUUCGAGGUAUACAAGAGAGAGAAUUUGGAUACGAGAGUGAGGAAGUUUUGGUUACAGUGAAAAAGAUUGUAUUCUUGUUGGAUAAACUAGGGAGAAGAGAUGAAAUGCUUCCCUUGCAGAGGAGGUUGUCUCUGCUUAGAAAGAAGUAUAAGCAGAUGAUUCAUCACUGA
This is a messenger RNA of Arachis stenosperma, 1727 nucleotides long. RefSeq lists its product as uncharacterized. The record is from RefSeq and is a predicted model, not a curated record. Gene Ontology annotation, molecular function: protein binding. Gene Ontology annotation, cellular component: chloroplast. Gene Ontology annotation, biological process: chloroplast organization. The transcript is spliced from 8 exons. NCBI's taxonomy places the organism in Eukaryota, Viridiplantae, Streptophyta, Magnoliopsida, Fabales, Fabaceae.